ACCACUAGAACAUGGUCAUGGAGGUCCCUACGAGGCUACGACCCUGUCCCUGCCCUUGAAAGAAGAGAGCAAGGCCGUAGGAUCGGAAUUCCCUUCCGGACAAGACACCUACCACCACCCACCACCCAGCGCAAGGCCAGGCGGCCCAGGCCACCACUCCUUACCUUUUCCCCCCUCUUUUGUUCCUUCAUUCACGAAUCCCGUCUUCUUCCUUUCUUGGCCUUCUCCACCUCAUCGCCGAGACGAGAUCUCUCCCACACGAGGAGGGCAGCAGGGAAGGGAGAGAUGGGCGGGCGGGUGGAUCACGAGUACUCCUACCUGUUCAAGAUGGUCCUCAUCGGAGACAGCGGCGUCGGCAAGUCCAAUAUCCUCUCUCGCUUCACGCGCAACCACUUCUCCCUCGACUCCAAGUCCACCAUCGGCGUCGAGUUCGCCACCAAGUCCCUGCAGAUGGACGGCAAAACAAUAAAGGCUCAGAUCUGGGACACAGCUGGGCAGGAAAGGUACCGUGCAAUUACAAGUGCUUACUACCGUGGAGCCGUGGGAGCACUGCUUGUGUACGACAUCACAAAGAGGCAGAGCUUCGACAAUGUUCACAGGUGGCUUCGUGAACUCCGCGACCAUGCUGACUCCAGUAUUGUGAUCAUGAUGGUCGGUAACAAAUCUGACCUAAUCCACCUGAGAGCUAUCUCUGAGGAUGAAGGCAAAGCGUUGGCUGAGAAGGAGGGGUUGUUCUUCCUCGAGACAUCAGCUAUGGAGGCUAUAAACGUGGAGCAAGCCUUCCAGACUAUCAUGACGGAGGUCUAUGGCAUUGUCAACAGGAAAGCGCUGGCUGCCAAAGAAGCAGCAGCUGCAACUGCUUCGUUGCCCUCCCAGGGUAAAAUCAUCAGCAUUGACAGCACUGCAGGAAACACAAAGAGGGCAUGCUGCUCUACCUAAAAAUGUUCAAACACCACAUUAUACAGAACCUUGGAGACAAUUGUUGGUAGAAAAUGGAGCAUAGUGAUCACAAAUGGUGUGGUGGCAAUAUAUACUCCUAUUCUAUUCUAUUCUUUUCUUUUCUUUAUUGUGUGGACAAAAUGGGGGUACAUGCAGUUUAGUUUGUUCAGUGUGUGUUAGUCAAAAGUUAGAUAUUUUCGUUAGGAUCCAUACCAUUUAUCUUCUCAAGUUAAAUGAUACUGCAGUAUAACUCAGAAUCAUAUAGUCCCAAGUUGCUACAGAAUUCAACUGCGAAUUUGUGAUUUCAUCAUGCUUACAUUCUA
Molecule: messenger RNA, 1262 nt
Organism: Zea mays
Lineage: Eukaryota; Viridiplantae; Streptophyta; Magnoliopsida; Poales; Poaceae
Exons: 2
Coding region: 286-939 (217 amino acids)
Molecular function (GO): GTP binding; GTPase activity
Source: RefSeq, marked validated